AUGGAAUAUUACAAAAAAUUCCAAACAAUCGCAGGAUAUAUCUGCCGAGCUUCCAAUCUUGCUAUUUUAUUAGAUUCUCCGGACACCCCAGAUUGCGUGAAGGAAGUAAGUGAACUCCUGAAAGGUGGUAAAAAAUUAUCGUCUAAAGUUGGGGAAAUUCCCACCGACAUCGAUCAAGAUUCAUCAAACUCCAAAAUCCAGCAUAUGCCAGACGUGCUCUGCGCCUUCACCUAUGCAGCACUACUGGAGAGACUUAAGCUUAUGGACAUCUCAAACAUGCAUCAACUGGCUACAUCGGAUUCAAGUACCAGCUGUGUAUCAUCGCGAGUCAAGUUUGCUACACGAAUUGUCUGGAAAGGGCUUUCACUUUCAUCUUACACAGUCAAUCAUAGAAAUGGGAUUAUAGAAUACAUUCCGGUCGACCUCACCAGUAACAAAUCAAGCCCAAAGAUGGGACAAAUCUUGAACAUUUUUCAUCAUGUUCGCAACUGUACAACAACUGGCAAAGACAUCCAGGACACAUUCAUUUCGGUUCUCCCGUUCAAAGCAUUAGAUGAAGAUGAUCAACAUCGAAAUCCAUUCAAGGAUUGGGAUCAGUUAAAAUUUGACUUAUUCUAUGCACAUCCGACAAAUGAUCAAAUCAAAAAAGACCUUGGAUUAAAUUGCAAUAUGAUUCCUGAGGUUAUAGCUCUCAAACAAGUAUUCUAUCCCACCGCCUCUUACACUUACGCCUCUGGAACCUUUGGAAUCCAAUCGUCUACAAUUGCAAUCAAAUCAUUAUCCCGAGGCCGCCAUACUUGGUCAUGA
Molecule: messenger RNA, 807 nt
Organism: Melampsora larici-populina 98AG31
Lineage: Eukaryota; Fungi; Basidiomycota; Pucciniomycetes; Pucciniales; Melampsoraceae
Exons: 2
Coding region: 1-807 (268 amino acids)
Source: RefSeq, a predicted model, not a curated record